This is a messenger RNA of Guyanagaster necrorhizus, 1338 nucleotides long. Its product is annotated as beta-tubulin. The transcript is spliced from 10 exons. Gene Ontology annotation, cellular component: microtubule. The coding region runs from base 1 to 1338 and encodes 445 amino acids. The record is from RefSeq and is a predicted model, not a curated record. Lineage: Eukaryota; Fungi; Basidiomycota; Agaricomycetes; Agaricales; Physalacriaceae. Gene Ontology annotation, molecular function: GTP binding; GTPase activity; structural constituent of cytoskeleton. Gene Ontology annotation, biological process: microtubule-based process.
AUGCGUGAAAUUGUCCACCUCCAAACUGGCCAGUGUGGUAACCAAAUCGGUGCCAAGUUUUGGGAGGUUGUAUCUGACGAGCACGGUAUUGAGCGUGACGGUCUCUACAAGGGAACCAACGACCUCCAGCUCGAGCGUAUCUCUGUGUACUACAAUGAGAUCGGGGCCAACAAGUACGUUCCUCGUGCUGUCCUUGUGGAUCUAGAGCCCGGGACUAUGGACUCUGUCCGCUCUGGACCUCUUGGUGGACUUUUCCGUCCCGACAACUUUGUCUUUGGACAGAGCGGUGCUGGUAACAACUGGGCGAAAGGGCACUAUACCGAGGGUGCUGAGCUCGUCGACUCUGUUCUGGAUGUCGUGCGUAAGGAGGCAGAGGGAACCGACUGCCUACAAGGCUUCCAAAUCACCCACUCCCUCGGUGGUGGAACUGGUGCUGGUAUGGGUACUCUCUUGAUCUCGAAGAUCAGGGAAGAGUACCCCGACAGAAUGAUGUGCACGUACUCCGUCGUGCCCAGUCCUAAAGUCUCGGACACUGUCGUUGAGCCCUACAAUGCCACUCUCUCAGUACAUCAACUUGUUGAGAACUCUGAUGAAACGUUCUGUAUUGAUAAUGAAGCUUUGUACGAUAUCUGCUUCCGGACUCUCAAGCUCUCUACGCCCACCUACGGCGAUUUGAACCAUCUGGUCUCCAUCGUCAUGUCUGGCAUCACUACCUGUCUGCGAUUCCCCGGCCAGCUGAACUCUGAUUUGAGGAAGUUGGCUGUGAACAUGGUUCCUUUCCCUCGUCUGCACUUCUUUAUGACCGGUUUCGCACCUUUAACUGCUCGCGGAAGCCAGCAAUACCGUGCCGUGACAGUUCCUGAGCUCACGCAACAAAUGUUCGAUGCAAAGAACAUGAUGGCUGCCUCAGACCCUAGACACGGUCGUUACCUCACGGUGGCUGCUGUCUUCCGUGGCAAGGUCUCGAUGAAAGAGGUUGAGGAACAGAUGCAGAACGUCCAGAACAAGAAUUCUGCGUAUUUCGUCGAAUGGAUUCCCAACAACGUUCUUACCGCUCAAUGUGACAUCGCACCAAGAGGUCUUAAGAUGGCCGUUACAUUUUUGGGCAACUCCACCGCUAUCCAAGAGCUGUUCAAGCGUGUGAGCGACCAGUUCACGGCUAUGUUCAAGCGAAAGGCUUUCUUGCAUUGGUACACCCAGGAGGGUAUGGACGAGAUGGAGUUCACAGAAGCUGAAUCAAACAUGCAAGAUUUGGUUGCUGAGUAUCAACAAUACCAGGAUGCAACUGUGGAAGAAGACGGCGAGUACGAAGAAGAGCUUCCUGUUGAGGAAGACUAG